UUUUUUUCUAGUAGUUACUAAUUUACUAUUACAUACUUCUGUAAUCUGUCAAGUAAAAGUGUGUCGCUGAAAAUAUUGAAUAAUUUAAAGCGUAAAUUGAACAUAAUAUUUCCAAAUUCAACGUUUUGUACGAAAAACUGUAUUAGCUUAGCCAACACAACACAAAUAGCAUAUAAAAUGUCGGUGUUGGAAUUCUUAAAGGACCUCCCAUCUUACAACGAACAAAAUUUUACGUUGUUUAAUACUGACAAUGGUAUUAGAAAUAGUUCCAAGAGGCCUUCAAUAUACCUACCUACAAAAGACAUUCCUUCUGAACAAAUAAUUGUCACAGAAAAAACAAACAUAUUGUUAAGAUACUUACACCAACAGUGGGAAAAAAAGAAUAAUAACACUUCUCCUAAGAAACGGGAUCUGAGUAGUGUUGAACAAAAUGGAGAUGAGAGGAAUCCCCGUAAAAGACCACGGCUGAAUUCUCCACAUGACUAACUAAUGUUUUCAAUUUUAAUUUCUCAUUAAUUAAGCAUCAAUACAAUGCAAAAUUUUAUGAGUAUGCUAUUUAAAGUUAUACUUUGAACCAAUUAUUUUAUAAUUACAUUUAAAUUAAACUUUACUUUAAUACAUGUAUUGUUAAUUUCAAGAUGACUUAGUAGUAGAAAAUAAUAGCAUACGAAGUAAAUUAUAAAAAAACCUUUCAACCCCUGAGAAAUUAUCUUAUACUGUAUCAGUAAUGUACUAUUAAGCAAUAACAUUUACCAAUUACCUAUGCAUGUUUUAUUUAUAAGGAUUUUUUGUUUUCUGGUAAUCAACAAGGUAAGGAUUUACUACCUGGUAAUUAGGGUGGAUUGCUUGUCUAUAUCUAAAUAAAUCUGAGAAUCAGAAAUAUAACCAAACCAACAAUCUUGUCUCAACUGCUUUCAUAAUUAUGAAAAAAUUGGUUUGAUGACCUUAAAAUUAGAUUUGACUCAGUUUUAGACUUUAGAAUACCAACUUUAUGAUUUAUAUAAUAUACGUAUGAUUUGAUUAUGUAGUAUUUUUUAGUAUAAAAAUGUUUUUGUAUAAAUUUUGAAAUUAUAUUUUAUGUGCCCUGCACAUUUUGCCUUGAUUAUAGAUGAAGAACUCGA
This is a messenger RNA of Pieris napi, 1121 nucleotides long. Its product is annotated as DET1- and DDB1-associated protein 1. Gene Ontology annotation, cellular component: Cul4-RING E3 ubiquitin ligase complex. The coding region runs from base 178 to 486 and encodes 102 amino acids. The record is from RefSeq and is a predicted model, not a curated record. The transcript has 4 exons. NCBI's taxonomy places the organism in Eukaryota, Metazoa, Arthropoda, Insecta, Lepidoptera, Pieridae. Gene Ontology annotation, biological process: positive regulation of proteasomal ubiquitin-dependent protein catabolic process.